AGAUACAUUCACAUUAUUAAUGGUUUAAAGUUGCAACCAUUUUUGAAAAAUUUUGAAUGAUUUUCCAUUCAGAUACGGAUUAAUUAAAGAUCUCUUCUUCUCCUCGAACCUUCGGAGAUUUCAAUAAAACCCAUCCAUCACCAAUCCGCAAUGAAAACAAUGUGGACGAACUGAUAUUUAGUUUUUUUUAAUUUCCAAAACUUUUACCCUUCCAAGUUCAUUAUAUUGUGUUUUGGAAUUUCCCAUUUUACGUUAUUUCUUUUUAUUUUUUAUUUUAUUUUGUUUUUUUUUUAAUUUUUUUAUUAUUCCUCGGUUUAUUUUAACUAUUGACAUCCCAAAAUUCACACUACACUCCCUCACCUCAAAAAAAAAAAAUAAAAUAAAAAACAAAAAACCAAUCGAAAAAGAUUUUAUAUAAAAUACUUCCGCAUGUUCGCACAAAUUGAGAACGCCUCCGUUCAUAAAUCAAAAUUAAAACAAAAGCCUUACCAUUGGAACAGCAAAAGCACCAGAAGUAGCAGCAACAGCAGCAGUAGCGGCAGAAAAAUAAAUCAAAAUUAAAAUCAAUAAAAAAUAAUGUAUUUGUUCAAAACAAUAAAUCAAAAGGAUGUCAACAAUUCGACGUUGCUAUCGGCGUAUGCCAAACAAUGCCCUGCCAGUAGCCGGAGGAGUCAACCAAAAACCUCGGCCCAAAGUCAAAAUAAAAGAUCAUCUCUGCUCGAGUCCAUAUUACCCUUAUCCCUGACAGGUGGUACCGAGGUUGGGAACGGAUCUGAUGAAUCGUCAGCGGAAACCCCUUCGGCAUCAGCGUCAUUGUCAGAUUUCAAAUUACCAUCGUCCUUACCCGCGAAUGUAAGAAAUAGUACGAAAGUGUUGCCGUCGUUGUCGAGAAUAAUGUCGUCAUCAUCGUCGUCGUUAUCGUCACCGCCGCCGCGACUGUCAUCAAAGCGUUUUCGGACAAAUUGUAAAAAUAAUUUUGAAAAACAUUUUUGUACAUAUGUGAUUGUUGUUGUAGUAUUUUUAUGUGGUUUUCAAAUAUCCAAUGUGAAUUGUUUAACGAAUAAUUCUUCUUCGUCGUCGUUGUCAUCACAUCAAAAUUCCAUACAAUUUUAUAAUAAUAAUAGUUCAAAAACUACAAAUAGUAGUAAAAAUGUAAAUAAUAUAAAUAAUAUAAUUAAUGAAAAUGAUGAUAAAAACAACAAUGGCAGCAUUUUAUCGAUUGACAACGAAUUAAUCGGCAAAUUGAGCAGCAGUAGUGAAAAUGAUAGCAAUAAAAUCAGUCUCAAUGAAAAUGAAGAUGCAAUGAAUGCGAUAUUUAGUGAAUUUAGUGACGCAUUUCAGGGUCUUAACCUACAACAAACAACAAGUGAUGAUAGUUAUAGUGAUUUUAAUACGGAUAGCUUAAGUAAUAAGCGCAAACUACCACAGAUGCCAGUUUAUUUGAAUGAAUUUGCUGUGCAUAUACCGGCUGGUUGGGAAGUGGCCGAUGCAAUUGCCUCAAAAUAUGGAUUCACAAAUAUGGGACAGAUCGGCAGCUUAAAGAACUAUUACCUAUUUCACCAUAGACACAUUUCCAAGCGUUCCCUAAGCAUCAGUGAUUCACACCACAGCGCCUUAAAAUCAGAACCCGAGGUCCGAUGGAUGCAACAGCAACACGAAAAGCUGCGUCCCAAACGCGACUACAAACCCGAAUACGGAAUACCUGUCGAUUACAAUCCCUACGAGGUGUUAAGGCCCUCCGGAACGGGCUACGAUCGUGUGGUCUACCAGCCAUCAGCAAGUGGGCCAUCGGCCGUACAUCGACCGACGUCAUCUCUAAUGCGCCAUCCAAGAAUUCAGUACAGAGACGCUGGGCCGCACAAUAUUUUUCCAGAUCCUUUAUUCAAGGAGCAGUGGUACUUGGUGAGUAAAAACGGUGGCGCCAAAGAUGGUCUGGAUAUGAAUAUUGGACCAGCUUGGCAAAAAGGAUACACCGGAAAGGGCGUCGUCGUAUCCAUACUAGAUGAUGGCAUCCAAACAAAUCAUCCCGACCUUGCACAAAACUAUGAUCCGGAUGCUUCUUAUGACAUAAACGGUAACGACUCGGAUCCAACACCCCAAGAUAAUGGCGACAACAAACAUGGCACCAGGUGUGCGGGUGAAGUAGCCGCUGUAGCAUUUAAUAAUUACUGUGGAGUUGGUGUAGCAUACAAUGCUAGUAUUGGUGGCGUCCGGAUGUUAGAUGGCAGCGUUAAUGAUGCCGUCGAAGCGAAAGCACUUAGCUUGAACCCCCAACAUAUCGAUAUUUAUAGUGCCUCAUGGGGACCUGAAGAUGAUGGUUCAACGGUUGAUGGUCCUGGCCCAUUGGCAAGGCGUGCAUUCAUUUAUGGUGUAACGAGCGGUCGGCAGGGCAAAGGUUCGAUAUUUGUUUGGGCAUCUGGCAAUGGCGGACGUUAUACAGAUUCAUGCAAUUGCGAUGGUUAUACAAAUUCAAUAUUCACCCUGUCAAUAUCGAGUGCCACACAAGGCGGAUUCAAACCCUGGUAUCUGGAAGAAUGCUCCUCAACACUAGCGACAACCUACAGUUCAGGUACACCAGGUCAUGAUAAGAGUGUUGCAACUGUCGAUAUGGAUGGAAGAUUACGUCCUGAUCACAUUUGCACCGUUGAACACACCGGAACAUCUGCGUCAGCUCCUUUAGCAGCUGGUAUCUGUGCUCUAGCUCUGGAAGCAAAUCCAAAUCUAACAUGGAGAGAUAUGCAAUAUUUGGUGGUAAUGACUUCACGACCUGAACCAUUGGAAAAAGAAAGUGGUUGGAUAAUAAACGGAGUUAAACGAAAAUACAGUCACAAAUUCGGUUAUGGUCUUAUGGAUGCUGGUGGUAUGGUCAGUUUGGCUGAACAAUGGACUUCGGUGCCUCCACAACACAUUUGCAAGUCUCGAGAAAAUAAUGAAGAUCGUAAAAUAGAAGGAAGCUAUGGAUAUACUCUGCAAACGCAUAUGGACGUUAACGGUUGUGCUGGAACCAUCAAUGAAGUUCGCUAUUUGGAACAUGUUCAGUGUAAGAUAACUUUGAGAUUCUUCCCUCGUGGAAAUCUUCGAAUUCUACUCACAUCACCAAUGGGAACAACUAGUACACUUCUCUUUGAACGACCUCGAGAUAUUGUGAAGUCCAACUUUGAUGAUUGGCCAUUCUUGAGUGUGCAUUUCUGGGGUGAAAAAGCUGAAGGUCGAUGGAAUUUACAAGUGAUAAAUGGCGGACGAAGACGUGUUAAUCAACCGGGUAUAUUGUCCAAAUGGCAGCUGAUAUUCUACGGAACAGCUGUAAAGCCUGUUCGACUAAAGGGUGACCUACAAGAUCAAUCACGCAGAGGGCAAGGUCUAAAUCCAUACGUGUUUCCCACUGAUUCCGAUUUGGGACAACCUACUGGAGGAUUCUUCAAUACCGAUCAAUAUGCUGGAUAUUUGAAUUAUCAAAAUCUUUUCACUGGAGCUGGAAGUAAUCCGGAGAAGGCUGUUGCCACAGUCGAUGGGCAUAAUAUUCCAACACCGCAACGACAAAAUGUUAUGGCUGAUUCGAAUAAUAAACUGGUUUUGCAUGAUUGCGAUCCAGAGUGUGAUUCGCAGGGAUGUUAUGGUCGUGGACCGACUCAGUGCGUUGCAUGUAAACACUACCGACUUGAUAACACCUGUGUUAGCCGUUGCCCACCACGAAGUUUCCCCAAUCAAGGAGGUGUUUGUUGGCCAUGUCAUGAGUCUUGCGAAACAUGCGCUGGCGCUGGACAAGACAGCUGCUUGACGUGUGCUCCAGCCCAUUUACACGUUACCGAUUUGGCUGUCUGUCUACAAUUGUGUCCUGAUGGUUACUAUGAAAAUUACGACAACAAAACUUGUGUCCCAUGCGAAGCUAAUUGCGCUUCAUGUCAGGAUAGACCCGAUUAUUGUACCAGUUGCGACCAUCAUUUGGUUAUGCACGAACACAAAUGCUAUUCGGCUUGUCCACUUCACACCUAUGAGACUGAAGAUUACAAUUGUGCAUCCUGCCAUUCGUCUUGUGCCACAUGCAAUGGCUCAUCGGAGUCCCAGUGUAUAACAUGUCGUUCGGGGCGGUAUGCGUUGGAUGGCAAAUGUUUAAAUAGCUGCCCGGAUGGUUACUAUUCGGACAAAAAGCGGCAGGAGUGUGUGGCCUGUCCUACGGGCUGUGCAACAUGUAGCAGUAAUGGAUUUUGCCUGAGCUGCAAGGAUAACUGGAUGAAGAAUAAAAAGGCAAAAUGCAUCGUAAACGGAAGUGAAAAUUGCGAUGAAUCUGAAUACUAUGAUAAUGGCCAUUGUCAUCCAUGCCAUUCAACUUGUGAAUCCUGCGACGGUCCAACGGAACGAAAUUGCCUCAGUUGUCCGCAAAGUCUGCUACUGCAAACAAAUCGAUGCGUUAGCACCUGUGACGAAGGAUUCUACAUGGAAGCCGGUGUAUGUGCCAAAUGCCUGCACACAUGCACUCAAUGUGUAUCCCGGAUGAACUGUACAACAUGUGCCAAAGGAUUGCAAUUACAAAGUGGCGAGUGCAGGACUACUUGUGCGGAUGGAUAUUACAGCGACCGUGGCACCUGUGCCAAAUGCUAUCUAAGUUGUCACACUUGCAGUGGACCGAGACGUGACCAGUGUGUACAAUGUCCUGCUGGUUGGCAAUUGGCCAGUGGCGAAUGUCAUCCUGAAUGUCCGGAGGGUUUUUAUAAAUCAGAAUUCGGUUGUCAGAAAUGUCAUCACUAUUGCAAAACGUGCAACGGUGCUGGUCCAUUGGCAUGCACAGCAUGUCCACUUCAUUUCAUGUUAGACGGAGGCCUCUGCAUGGAAUGCUUGGGAUCGCAGUUCUAUGAUUCACCAACACAGACGUGCAAAACAUGCCAUGAAUCGUGUCGUUCGUGCAGCGGUCCUGGCCAAUACUCCUGUCAAACUUGUGCAUUCCCUCAACACCUGGAUCGUCUCAAUAAUCAAUGUGUGCCUUGCUGUCCAACAGAUUCAACCCCCGAGGAUCAAUCCUGUUGUCAUUGUGAUAAAGAGAGUGGUGGAUGCAUCAAUGCUUCACCAGCUGGUAAGCGUAGAAUAGCCGCUGGAGCAGAGCAACAAUUCGGUAGCCCAUAUAACAGUUUUGAUGAUGGCUCUUCGAAUGGUGUCCUGUCACGUGUUGGUUCACCUCUUACGACAAUUACGGCUAUUGCGGUUGCCGGAUGUCUCCUCAUUGUCACUGUGUUUGCUGUCAUCUUUGCCAUCUUACAGCGUUCCAGCAACAAUUCCCUGAAUAAAAAUCACAACGGUGUGCGAUAUAAUAAACUCCCAUCGAAAAAGAAGAAAAAUCGGCGAAAUUCCUCCUCAACUUUCUUAAAAAUGGAUGAAGGCGAAGAUGAUGAUGAUGAUGUUGACGACGAUGAAGAUGAUAAUGACAACAAUGGUGAUUAUGACGAAGACGAUGAUAAUAUUGAUGAAAACGAUCAAAUUAGCCAAAAUGAUGAAGACGAUGAAAACGAAGUGAACGAUGAAGAAAAAGGUCAACGUAAUUUCAAAAAAUGUAAAUUAUUUUCAUCAUCAAAAAAACAACAAAAACAAGACCAAAACAUCACAACUGAAGAAGAUGAAGAACAACAACCAAUAUUAGAACGUGUACCUUUAACAACAAGAACUAAAUCCAAUUCCAACAGAACAAAAAACACCUCAAGGCUUUUAGCCAAAAAGAAUCAAAUAUCUAACAAAAAUAAUAAGAAUUUUAAUAUCAAAGAAGAUAUUAUAGAUGAAAAUGAAGAAGUUAGUUUUCGAAAAACUGAAGUUGACGAAUUGACAUUUAACCUGCGAACAUAGAAAUGAAGAAAAAUUAUUGAAAAAUAAAAAAAUCCUUAAAUCAAAAUUAAGACGAAAAAUUUAAUAUUAAAAAAAAAAAA
Molecule: messenger RNA, 5909 nt
Organism: Episyrphus balteatus (marmalade hoverfly)
Lineage: Eukaryota; Metazoa; Arthropoda; Insecta; Diptera; Syrphidae
Product: furin-like protease 2
Exons: 17
Coding region: 577-5829 (1750 amino acids)
Biological process (GO): protein processing
Cellular component (GO): Golgi membrane; trans-Golgi network
Molecular function (GO): serine-type endopeptidase activity
Source: RefSeq, a predicted model, not a curated record